This is a messenger RNA of Gigantopelta aegis, 2012 nucleotides long. RefSeq names its product THO complex subunit 7 homolog. Gene Ontology annotation, biological process: mRNA processing; mRNA export from nucleus. The record is from RefSeq and is a predicted model, not a curated record. Gene Ontology annotation, cellular component: THO complex part of transcription export complex. The coding region runs from base 305 to 877 and encodes 190 amino acids. NCBI's taxonomy places the organism in Eukaryota, Metazoa, Mollusca, Gastropoda, Neomphalida, Peltospiridae. The transcript has 8 exons.
AGCUGAUGAGGGGAAUUGCAGAUGUUUGGCAUAGAUGGUCACAAUAGACUAGCCUCUUUUGUUGUUGGCAAGAAAUUACGGGCCUGUUCGAUUUGUUGCUAUUGGCAAGAUCUGGAAUGUCGAGGUGGACAGACAUGAAAUCACCAAAAAGGAAGGGUGGGGUGUGUGUGUGUAAUUUUUGGCCAAAUAAUAAUAGUAAUAAAUUUAAUUAUCAAUAUUUUUAUUUGUGCUUUUUGGUUAUUAUUUUUAAGAGGUUCGGAGCCCUGGACUAGUUUCUGAUCAAUGCUUUUCAAACCUGGUCAUCAUGUAUUCAAUUAAAGAUGACAUUAUCAAGCGCCGCCUGCUCAUAGAUGGAGAAGGUGGCAAUGACGACAAGAGGCUAAACAAUUUACUAAGAACCUUUGUUAGGUGGUGCAGUUCUCCAGAAGAUGAAGAUAGUGACAUGGCUUAUCACCGGAUGAUGGCUACACUUGCUCAGUGCGAGUUUGUCAUGGAGAAGUCUCUGCUUGUUUCUGAAAUGAACCUCAAAGAACAAGAAAACUAUGAAAAACUCAGUAGAGAUAUAGCUGAUAAAAUACAACAGGCUGCAACUAACAUUGCUGAAUGUAAACAAGAACUGCAGCAGGCAAAAAGAAUACGGAAAAAUAGACAAGAAUAUGAUGCCCUGGCUAAAAUUAUUCAACAACACCCAGACAGACAAGAAACUACAAAACAGUUACAAGCCCUGGAUAAGGAGCUCACCUCAUUGGCUGAAACUAAAGAGUCACUAGAAGGAAAGCUUGACCUAAGAAGAAAACAAUUUCUAGUUUUGAUCACUGCCAUUCAUGAGCUACAAAGGAUAUUAGAAGAGGAUGAAAAAGAAGCAAUGGAAACCUGAUACACGUUUCAUAAGGCUCAAGCAGAAUGUUGCAGUUUAUUGUGGAGAUAUACAUUGGUACAGUCUGUUUUAAUCUCGGACACCUGUGCAGAUGGAAUUCCAAUUUGUUAUCGAGAACUUUUAGAACAAAAUUUGUAAGUUAUUGAUGGUUCAGUAAAUAAGUGUAUUUUAUUGGUACGAUUGUUCGAAAGAAACUUACAAUUUGUUCCACAAAUUUAUACAAAUAAAUCAGGGAAAUGUCUGAAUGUCUUGAAGAACUUUGACCUUCAAAAUUUACCUUCCUGCUUAGUGCCUAAAAGAUAAAAGAGGAAGCUGAAAUCGGAUAGAAUUUUUUUUUCAUUUUGUAUCAAAUUAGGAAUAGGCAUAUUUAACAUUUUAAAGUUUGUUUUGUUUAAUGACACCACUAGAGAACAUUGGUUUAUUAAUGGAUGUCAAACCUUUGGUAAUUGCGACACCGAUUUUCCAUUAGUAGCAAGGGGUCUUUUAUAUGUAUUUUCCCAUAGACAGGACAUGCCACAGCCUUUGGUAUACCAGUCGUGGGUCACUGGUUGGGACGGCAAAACGUCCAAUCAGAGAAUUGGUUCACCGAGCAGAAAUGAGCACUCUACAGACUGAGCUAGAUCCCGCCCACAUUUUAAAGUAUGGCUAGUUUGUGUCCAACAUUGGGUUAUUUUGAUACUUGGUCUAGCGAGGAACUCCGUUUCUACUACAUAAGCUACUCUUACUGAACAACAGUGAGAGAUCAUUUUCCUACUGACAGGACAUCACAAAUGACGAUAUCUGUGUACCAUUUGUGGGGCACUGGUUGGACUUCGGGUGGGGGGAACCCAACGGGCUCACUGAAGGCAGUCGAUCAUAUAGCACCUCAGGAAUGACUACCACUUCAGCAUGGUUAUACCCCUAACCCAUUAUAUAUUCAUUAUCAGAAUUGUUAUUUUAUUUGUUGUCAUAAUGAUACAAUAACUGAACUAUAGUCAUCCCAGUAGUCAAAAUUAUUUAUCACUUUUUUGACGAACAGUAUUCUUCAUUUAUCAUUAUGUGUAAAGUGUAUUUUGUGACUAUACCUGCAUUGACUUAAAAGUUACAAAAUAUGCAGAUAAUCUAUUUUAAAUCCAAAUAAAAUUAUUCAAAUCCU